Molecule: messenger RNA, 2650 nt
Organism: Klebsormidium nitens
Lineage: Eukaryota; Viridiplantae; Streptophyta; Klebsormidiophyceae; Klebsormidiales; Klebsormidiaceae
Source: the annotation of a GenBank genome assembly
AUUUCGUUGUCUCUUUUGUCGCUAGGUGCUGGCAGCCGCAGUGUGCGGGCGGCCAUGGCUUCUAUGGGCCCCAGCUGAGAGCUCAUAUGAUGCUUUUCGACUUUGGUCCUGAUUCCUGGGUCUGCGCCCUGCCAAAAUUGCACCGGCGGUCGGUUCACUCAGCUACAGGGAGGACCGUAGGGCUGCUAGAGCAACACGGACCACGGGAGGAACAAAAGGCUUCUUCAGCUUGUCUCGGAGGGAAACAAAUUUCUAGGUCCAUCAGGGGGGAGACUCGAGCGUUUGCUACAUUUCCAGAUCGACGGUAGAUGGUAGAUGGGCAUGUGGCUAAGGUGCUGACUUACCCCAAAACCACGAGAACAUAGAGACCAAAUCCAUCAGAGAAGGCCGCGAAGCCUUCCAUUUUGAAGGAGCACAAGGAAAGAGAGUGGAGCUGUGAGAUGCAUCACAUGUAAAAUGCCAGUCGCCAGGUUAAUUAAAAUUGUUAGCAGUUGAAGCACCACCAGAGGCUGUUCCAGGGUUCUGCCGGCUGAGCCCUGCUCAAGCUCAGGACCGUGAUCUGUUCCACCACAGGAUCGAUCCGAUUGGAAGUUUUUUCCACAGAACCCCUCCAUCCUGCUGCUGGAGUCUUGGCAAUUGUCUUGGUAUCCACCCGGUCAUCUUCGAUUGUCAUCACAAAAUCCUAAAGUUGCCGGGAACUUAGGAAAGGUGUAAGCACGAUGCAGGGGCACGGGUUGGCUGGAUUUAGAGACCAGGACAGUCUGCAGCAGUCCCUGGACAUUUCCAAUCAGAGCUUCCAUCGGGAUUCCCUCAGGGACCAGGCUUACUUUCAGAAUGUUCUGCAGUCCAGCUUGCAGAGCCAUGCGUUGCAGAGCCAUAGCUUACAAUCCCUGCAGAACCAUGGCUUACAAUCUCACAGCCUGCAGAACAAUAGCUUACAGUCUCAUGGCCUGCAGAGCCAUAGCAGCUUGCAGAGUCAGGCGUUGCAGGCCAUGGGGUUGCAGACGCCGGAGGCGCAAAGCUUGGGCAUUGCAAACCAGGGAGCACACAACCCUACUUCGUACCUGUCUCAGGAGAAUUCCAUCUUGCCGCACAGCUUCAAUCACCAGUUCCAAGUACAGCAGGCAGGCGGCUUAGGUUCUCAGCAGCAUUUGACGACACAGACGCAGCAAGUGGCUUCGGCAGCGGAACAAUUUGAUGAUUCCAGGGUUAUGAAUGACCUGUUGAAAGAUUACGGGGUGCGGGAGCAUACAAUCAGCAGGAUGGAGGAAGAGGGCUUCAAUCUCAACACGCUACUCAGCAUGAAUGACGAGGAGGUCGCUGAGGCCAUCAAAAUGAUGAUUUCCGAGUGCGGCAUCAAAUUCCUCGUUGGCGAACGGUUUGGGGUGAAGAUGGCGUGCCGGUCAGGGAGAAAGUGGCUUGAGGAGAAGCGCGCACUGCUCGAGAACCCUCCAGCGCCGCAGUCCCAAAAGAAACGGAAGCGGCUGGAUGGCAAAGCAUCGCAAGGUGUCUCUGAGCACGUACUCGCGUCCCUGGUCAACGGGGGGCUUGGGAACGAGAGUGAGGAGGCGGACGAAGAGACGGUGCAGAAGCAGUCCGAGUUGUCGGGGCGGACCAAGUCCAAGACCACGCCCAAGAAGAAGAAGGGCGAAGGCGACGAGGCCACAUCUCGUGGUCCGGCCUUCCAGGUGACGGCGCAGGGCGAGGAUGGCCACGGCAAGAAGCAGGGCCUGGACUACCUCUUCGAGCUGUACGGAGAGGCCGGGCGCAUCCUGGAGGAGAUCCGCGUGCAGGAGAAAGCCACGGGGAAGAAGCCGUCAGCAAAGGUGAACAAUCUGGUGUAUCGGUAUGCGAAGCAGCGCGGGAUGGGGUUCAUCAACAAGCCCAAGAUGCGGCAGUAUCUGCACUGCUAUGCGCUGCAUUGUCUUGACCCGGGCACUUCGAACGCAAUCCGCAUGACCUGCCGCGACCGGAAGAAGACACUCCAGGCCUGGGCCGAGUGUUGCUACGAGCCGCUUCUGCAGAUGGCCAGGGUACGGGGCUACAAUCUGGAGAGCCUUUUCCAGCUGUCUCCCCAGCUCGCCAUCUGGAACGUCCCGAAGCAGCUCGAGAAGCUAUGCGAGGAAGAGAAGGACAGGCUAGGAGAGCUGGGAAGCGGUCAGCUGGAUCAGCAGCCGUUGCCACCACCGCCUCGGCAAGGGGCUUGAGGAGUGUAGCACGCUUAGGCAGAUUAUGCACAUUUCUUCACGUGCGCAUACGGCGCCUGAAGUGCAUAGGUUGGGUUGGAACAGCGAAAAGGUGAAGUGGCCAAAACGACCAUUGGCUAGGUUGACUACUUGGGCGACUUUCCUACUCCCUGCCGCCCUCUAGCACAAGGUGACGGGUCGACAAGUCGAAUUGUUUUGGGGUGGAAUUCGGGCUUUAGCUUUGUGUACAUAAACUACUCCAGGGGAACACAGAUGAUGCAAGGUGCUUAUGCAUAUAAGUAAGGUUUUCUCAGACCAGCUAUGUGUCCUUGUUUCUGCGAGGACUGCCAAGAGCUAUCGAAGUCGUCUUCAAUAGCUACUCGAAACGAAAACAACCCCCCCCCCCCAAUUCUAGUGAGAAACUACUCAUGUUGAUUGUUCAUGAAAAGAUUGUUGUCACUUAG